Messenger RNA from Eublepharis macularius, 2361 nucleotides. RefSeq names its product zinc finger protein 396-like. The record is from RefSeq and is a predicted model, not a curated record. The transcript has 4 exons. Bases 241 to 1623 code for a protein of 460 amino acids. Lineage: Eukaryota; Metazoa; Chordata; Lepidosauria; Squamata; Eublepharidae.
GAAAGCCAUUUCCUGUCCUCCCCAUUUGUGGGAGCCGCUUCUUUGUUUCUCAGGCUUGAAUGGCUGGGAGGAAAACUGGGAGGGGCCUUCUUGCUCUUCCAGAAUACAAUCCGUUCUGGCAAUGAUCUACUGAGAGAUAAAAAGAAGGAACACUCAGCCUGCUUCCGUUUCAUUGUCUGAAGAUCAGAAAAGAAAUUUGGGAAUCCAAGUCUGCUAAGUCUAAUCUUGGCCUGAGGCAAAAUGACCACAACAGGGGAAGGGGGUCUCCAGUCUCCUGUUCAGCUAGAGCAAGGGGUGCAGACAGAUAUUAAAAUGGAGGAAGAGAGCCCAGCAGGCUACCAGUGGACUGACGACUCAAGAAAAGCCCCUCAUAUCCUCCAGAGUGGAAAUAUCAGGGAAUUCCUGCAAAGGAGACAAGCAGACAAGAUGAAACAGGAGCCCAGUGAGGGGCAGCUUCAGAGAUGGGAAGUCCAGUGGCUGGAGUUCCUGAAGACAGUGGAGACCUCUCCGUCAAGCUGGAAGAAUCCACAACUGCUGGAUGAAAGUGUCUUUUCGGGUAAGGCUCAGACUGUUCCGUCUUCGCUUCAAGGACAGCCUGUCACCAGCCGCCAAAACGCAGGAGAACAGGUGGCCCAGGUCUUACCCCCUCCUCAUGAAGCUUGUAACAGGCUUGAAUGUGGAGGCUAUGGGCAAGUGAAGGAAGAAACGGAGAGCCGGGAGGCCCUCAGCCCAGAAUUACAACGCCAGCGCUUCAGGCAGUUCCUCUACCUGGAGGCUGAGGGGCCCCAUGAAGUUUGCAGCCAACUCCGGGAAUUUUGCUGUCGGUGGCUGCAGCCCGAGAGACACACCAAGGAGCAGAUCUUGGAGCUCAUAAUCCUGGAGCAGUUCCUGGCGGUCCUGCCCCCAGAGAUGUUGAACUGGGUUAAGAAACGUGGCCCAGAGACCUGCUUCCAGGCAGCUGCCCUGGCGGAGGAGUUCCUGCUGAAAAAGCAAGCAUCUGAAGGGCCAGAAGAGCAAGGUCUGGAGCCAAGGGAAGGGGCAGCCUUGAAUACCUCUAAAGCCAUGCCAGCUUCCUUGGACCACUUGCAGAUGCCAGUUUAUAAGGCAGCAGAACAGGAGAGUGAUGCUGAAGGUGGAAAUAUCCUGGGCAAAUGGCUCCUGAGUAUGAACGAGGAAGAGAAAUACGCUCUGGAAGGCUUCAACCACGCGGCUGCCAGUAACAUAACUCAGGGAAGAGAAAAAGAAUUGUCGUUCCAGAGUCAUAGAGGGGAAUCCAGGUGUCCCCAUAGGCCAGAGCAGAAGGGAAAUUGCCCAGGAGCAGGAACAUGGAAGUUAUUUCCUUCUCAACCUGAACCCCUCUUUAAAACCAUCAUACAGUACAAAAUUCACCCUUGCCAGAACCUGAAAAAGGACGGUGGGAGAGGCUUCCAGCAGACAUCAACCCUUGUGAAAUGCGAGCACACCGAAGCAAACCGUAAGCCUUAUAGUUGCUCGGAGUGUGGGAAAGCUUUCUUCAUGUUCUCAGCUCUGAGGACUCAUCAGAGAACCCACAUAGACCACAAGGGAAGCCACGCAAGAGGAGCAGGCCAUACAACAGCCCCAUACAGUAGGCCCAUACAAUAGCUACAGAUGGUGAGAGAGAAGUCAGCGGCAGCUCUAUUAAACUUCUUCGUCAAAUGUGGUGGUAGGAGCAACCAAUGUAGUGUUCGGAUUUCUGGUUGAUUCAAAACCAGGAGGAACUGCAAACAUUUUGGAACAUCAGAUUCAACUUUCAAGUGAUCUGAACUACUUUCCAUGCUAGCCAAGACAGCAAUGAGAAUAAAACUGAGCCUCAUUAAAAUAUAAGCAAAGAGCCAACGUGGGACAAAAGAGAAAAGGGCGGCGGUAGUGGAAGUUUUGUUUUGAGGUCUGGGAUUUGGGAGGUGGGGUAGGAAAGAGGGACCAGCUGUUGGCAUGGAAAGUGCAAAGCUUUAGAGAGAUGUGUCUGUUCCCCAUUCCCUCUAGAAAGAUAUACUUACAGAGAACCCCAAUCUGUAGGGAUGUGCAAUGCACACAGAGCUGUACACAAGGAUGUCUGGGCAAUCUAUCAGACAGAUUGUUAGGGUGCCAGAAACAGAGUGCGGUAUUGAAUUUAAAUUCCCAGUCUUUAUGAGACUGGAAUGCCCAGCCCUCAAAACCUCCCUCUUUGGGAUUCCUUAAGCUCUUGGGGGGAAAUCCCCCUUUCCCUCCCCUUUAAACUGGCUGCCGUCAACAUCCCAUGUCUUCUGGAGGAUGCUCAGAUCUCUGCCAUUUCUGAGGGGUUUUCCUUUUAAAUUUACAAAGACAUGCUUUUCAGCCUUAAGAGUCCUUGAAUUAAAUUAG